Molecule: messenger RNA, 1574 nt
Organism: Hippocampus comes (tiger tail seahorse)
Lineage: Eukaryota; Metazoa; Chordata; Actinopteri; Syngnathiformes; Syngnathidae
Product: ADP-ribosylation factor 4-like
Exons: 6
Coding region: 124-663 (179 amino acids)
Molecular function (GO): GTPase activity; GTP binding
Source: RefSeq, a predicted model, not a curated record
UUCCACGUUGUCCCGGACGUGGCAGUUGGUCCGGAGUCUUGGGAAGAAGAAACCCGAGCAUUUCUGACACGUUUACCUCUGUCGAAGGGUCUUCGCGAAGCAAUCAAACAUCAUUCAGCAGUCAUGGGGCUGACCAUAUCUACAAUCUUUGGUCGACUGUUUGGCAAAAAACAAAUGAGGAUUUUAAUGGUUGGUCUGGAUGCUGCUGGAAAAACUACCAUUCUAUACAAGCUGAAGCUUGGUGAGAUCGUAACUACCAUCCCAACUAUAGGUUUCAAUGUGGAGACGGUGGAAUAUAGGAACAUCAGUUUCACCGUAUGGGAUGUGGGUGGCCAGGACAAGAUCAGACCCCUGUGGCGACAUUACUUCCAGAACACACAGGGACUCAUCUUUGUCGUGGACAGCAACGACCGAGAAAGAGUGGCAGAGGCUGCAGACGAGCUCUCAAAGAUGUUGGGUGAGCAAGAGUUGAAAGAUGCCGUGUUGCUGGUGUUUGCCAACAAGCAGGACCUCCCCAACGCCCUUACAAUCAGCGAGCUCACAGACAACCUUGGUCUCAACAGGAUGCGGAACAAAGAAUGGCACAUUCAGGCGACCUGCGCCACCCAGGGCACCGGCUUGUACGAAGGACUCGACUGGCUGUCCGCGGAGCUGUGCAAAUAGGUGCCAAUCAUCCGGGCAGAUGAAAGCGUGAACUUUCACACGGACUUUCAACGUUUGGCCCUGCAGCUGCGGAACACAUGGCUGGUGGCCAGUAUGGUUUUUUUUUUUUUUUGUUUUGUUUUGUUUUUUUUUUUGUUUUGUUUUUUUUUUUUGACAGAGAAAGUGUGGGGUGGGGCGGGGGUUGUCAUUCUACUUUCAUUCCAUUGUAUGACCAAUCUAUGAGAGUCAUCAUGAAAACGAUGCAGUUUGACCACUUGAGUAAUUCCAGUCUGGUAGCGUGAGGUUGGGUUUUGUGAGGUUCUCGUCAACGGAUACGGACCCGCAUUGCUGUGAUUUAUCUUUUGAAGUGUUUUUCUACCACUUAGCCUUCCGGUGAAUGGAUCUAAAAAGCAACAUUGUGCCUUCUAGACUCUCUUUUUAUUUCAUGCUUAACGCUCACGCUCUCUUAAGAUGCUUUUUUUGACUUUAAAGACAAAAGACUUUUUUCUUUCUUUUUCUUUUUUUUUCUUUUUUUUUUACAAUUUUUCUGUACGUGCUGCUUCAUUGCAAACAGUUUUCCUCAAUGCAUGUAACAACCAAAAGUCUGCACUUGCAUUUGUCAAGACUAACACAAUUGUCCCAUCGAGCAAUUGUUUGAGAGAAGAUUCAUUGUCUCGUCAUUGCUAAAAUUGUUUCGAUGACAUAUAAGUAGGUUUUUUGUUUUGCUUGGAAUGUUUGCUAGCAAAUGCUUAAUAUUGAGAACAAUUUUAUACGCCUAUAUACUUCAUUGUUUGCUCCAUCUUGGAAAAAACAAUUGGUGGGGGUGUGCACUCCGGCAUUCGCUUGCAGAACCUAAAAUUUGUGAUUGUUUAUAACAAGAAUUUGCUUUAAAGUGUAUUACAAAUAAGUUCACAAUAAAGAUUUUAAAAAUA